AUGGCUCGGAGGUCCACGAUCCGAGCGUUCGUCGGUCUUGCCCUCGCGCUUACCGCGUCGGCACUCGUGAUCGAUCCCACAGACCCCUCGUCCCUAGGGCAACUGGAGGCGAUGCAGGAGCUGAAGCUCGGCUUCGAGGGGAGCAAGCCCUCUGCGCUCGCCACGUGGACCACCAGCGACCCCUGUGACGGCACGUGGGUCGGCGUCACGUGCGCGCGGCCCGGCGUCAUCACUAGACUCGAUUUGUGCGACAUGGGCAUCGCAGGCGCGUUGUCGCCGUUCAUCGGCAACCUCACGGGGCUGCUGCAGCUGCGGCUGUGCAACAACCAGAUCGCCGGACAGAUCCCUCCCGAGCUCGGCAAGCUGUACUCGGUACAAGAAGUCGAGCUACAGAACAAUAAAUUCACGGGCGAGCUGCCUACCGAGUUGGGCGGCAUGGCGACGUGCACGCACCUUUACCUCUUCGGAAACAAUCUCUCCGGCGCCAUCCCUGCCGCUCUUAAAGCCGUCACUUACCUCAAGCUGGGUCCUGGAAAUCGUUUUUGCAGCACGGUUCCCGGCUCGCUGUGCGCUGGCGCGUCGGCGGAGCCGCUCCCCGCAACUCCCGCUCCGGUGGAGGACCCCGCGGAUGAGGCGGGAAGCCUCCCUCCGCUGAUCACCGCGCCGCUCCCCAACUGUCCGCCGUGUGCGGGGGACGAUCUGCCCGGGCUCGAGGACGGGUGCACGUGCGCCAAGCCGUCGCUGCUCAAGAUUCGUUUCAAGGACCUGGACUUCGCGGCUUAUAACGCGAAUCAGGAGGACGUGCUGCUCGGCGAGCUGUCCCGCGCGCUGCAGCUGGAGCCACGUCAGCUGAUGGUGAUCGGGCGCGAGCCGGGCAGCGUGAUCCUGUACCUGGCGGUGCUGCCCGUGAACGGGUCGGCGCUGGACGCGCGGCAGGAGGCGAAGAUAGUGGACGCCGUCACGGGCCACCGCGUGAUUCUAUCCAAGGCCUUCAAAGACUACGAAGUGCUCGGAGCGCCCGGCCUCGCGUUCAAGCCGUCGCAAGAGUCGCAGAACGCCGACGCCGAGUCGUCUUCCGCGUCUUCCGGCGCAUCUUCCGGCCUCAGCACCGGAGCCAUCAUCGGCAUCGUUGUCGCGUCGCUCGCGGCCGCGCUGGUUAUCGCGGCGCUCUUCUGCCAGCUGCUGACGUGGCGCCGCGACAGGAACGCCGCGCGCCGAGCUGACGUGGAGAACUCGCGGAUGGCCAAGGUGCUGACGGGUAGCAUCGAGGCGCCGUACAGGCCGCACGGGAAGAACUCCAUCUGGGGAAGGUGGGAUUUGCCACGUGGCAGCCCCUUUCCGCCCGUCAAGCCGUCGAUCUCAGGAGGGAACUCGUUUAACGAGCCCGCGCUCUCCUUCCGCAGCGGCAUCCCCGGCACCCCCGCCGGGGCGCACGCGAAUGGCUGCGGCGACAGCGUCGCGGGAACGCCGCGCGACACGCCCGGAGUGUCGGAGCGAAGCUUCGCGUUCCAAGGCGCGAGCUCGCCCACCUCCCCCUCGAACACCGCCGGAUUGUGCGGCGGCGACAACGGCGACGACCCGCGGACUCCGGAAAUCGGGACGACGCGGACGGUGGGCGACGCGGAGGGCGGAGGCACCCCUCAGGAGGUGAUGGAGAUUAAAAAAAUCGGUCUCAAGGAUAUCCACGCGGCGACGCAGGGGUAUUCGAAGGCGAACUUGAUCGGCGACCGCGGGCACGGGCGCAUGUACAAGGCGGACUUCUCGAGCAAGGCGCGCGUGCAGAUGGCGGUGCUGCUCGAGCUCUCCGGGGAGAAGCUCGACGAGGCGGAAUUCGCGGCGGCGGUCAAGGCGCUGGGGGACCUGUGCGUGCAGUCGAACCGCCUCGUGGCGAUCAUGGCGUAUUGCGCGGAUAAGGGCCAGCGGUGGGUGGCCUAUGAGUAUCUGCCAGGUGGCAGCCUCAAGGACCACCUGCACGGGGACCUGCGCUUCGAGCGCGCGCUGACGUGGCAGAAGCGCGUGCAGAUCGCGGUCGACGUGGCCGCGGCACUGGAGUUUUUACAUGAACAGUGCGAGCCGCUCGUGAUUCACCGCGACGUGUCGGCCGACAACGUGGUGCUGGACGGCGAGCUGCGCGCGAAGAUUAAAGACGUCGGCAUCCACACGCUCGUGCGCGAUUGGUCGGAGGGCCGCGCCGUGUCGCCGUCCGUGCUGGGGUCCAUGGGGUACCAGGCGCCCGAGUUCCGCGUGAGCGGCGAGCAGACGGCGCGGUCCGACGUGUUCAGCUUCGGCGUGGUGCUGCUGGAGCUGCUGACCGGCCGGAAGCCCGUUGACUCGUCGCGACCCAAGGGGCAGCAGUCGCUGCUGACGUGGGUGCUGCCGCACCUGGAGAACAGGCUCGCCGUGACGAGCCUGGUGGACCCGUACCUGCGGCUCAACUCGACGCUCGACCCCAAGUCGCUGCACCUGUUCGCGCUGGUGGCUGCGCACUGCCUGCAGCACGAGCCCGAGGACCGCCCGCGCAUGGCGGAGGUGCACAGCCAGCUGCAGCACCUGCUGCUCUCGCUCUCCCCCGACGGCCUCCCCUCCCCCAUCUCCCCCAACGCGGCCUCCGCCUCCCCCCUCUCUCCCGCCUCCCCCGCCUCCCCCAUGUCCCCCAUCCCCAACCUCACCGCCGCGUCCCCCUGCACCCACGCUCCGAGCCCUGAUGCGGAGAACGAGAGCUGCUCGGUGGCGGAUUCAGGCACCACGAGUGGCACGCACGUGUCACACUCAGCACGGCGCUACGACCAGAAACGCUGGGUGCAGGUUACCCCCGGCCCAAACACUGCCGUGAAGACCCACGCUAGUGCCGUGACUCCCGCUGCUGAUGCCGCUGCUGGUGUGGCGAAUGUGCGCUCACCACUUGCGCCGGUGAUCAACCUGUGA
Messenger RNA from Closterium sp. NIES-65, 2925 nucleotides. The record is from the annotation of a GenBank genome assembly. NCBI's taxonomy places the organism in Eukaryota, Viridiplantae, Streptophyta, Zygnematophyceae, Desmidiales, Closteriaceae.